Messenger RNA from Saccoglossus kowalevskii, 438 nucleotides. RefSeq lists its product as uncharacterized. NCBI's taxonomy places the organism in Eukaryota, Metazoa, Hemichordata, Enteropneusta, Harrimaniidae. The record is from RefSeq and is a predicted model, not a curated record.
AUGCCGAGAAUGAGAGCUGUAUUUUGUGUAAUCAUGUUAUCACACAAUACUCCUGAACGAGGUGCACUAAUGGUUAUUCCAGGAACGCACAAGUUAUUUGUUAGUGGUGCGACUGAAACACCACAUAACCAACUUAUGAAGUCUUCAAAGUAUAAAAUUGAAGCUGGCGCAACAGAUCAAGUUAUUGUUACUGACUUGGCUAAUCAACAUGGUAUUCAAUAUUGCUUAGGUGAUGUUGGAACAGUUGCAUUUCUUGACAUCAAUCUGCUGCAUGGUAAUCAUUCCAACUUAUCUGCCUGGGAUCGGAUAAAUAUGUUGCCUGUGUAUAACGGCUCACAAAACAAACUUGAGAAGCCAUUCAGUGCUCCGUGGGUAAGAAGACCUGAAUAUAUAGCAGCACGUGACCCGGAUAACGUGAAACCGAUUCGCACGCUAUAA